Molecule: messenger RNA, 1545 nt
Organism: Podarcis raffonei (Aeolian wall lizard)
Lineage: Eukaryota; Metazoa; Chordata; Lepidosauria; Squamata; Lacertidae
Gene: RP9
Product: RP9 pre-mRNA splicing factor
Exons: 6
Coding region: 16-903 (295 amino acids)
Biological process (GO): RNA splicing
Source: RefSeq, a predicted model, not a curated record
AUUGAUUGAUCAUGUAUGGCAUCGAUUCAGUCUGAGCAGGCGGCGCUGGGAAGCCGCUCCGCCGAGCGCCGCGUGGCGGGGGCGCUGCCGAGGGCGAGGCGGCCCCGUCGGGCCGGAGGAAGUGCUCGCUUGGCCUCCCCUGGAAGUGAGGCGCGCCAGGCCGGCGCCGAGCUGCGCGGGCGGGCGGGCCGGGCGGCGGCGGCGGCUCCCCGGCGCACCAUGUCCCGGCGCGGCGAGGGCGGAGGCCCGAAGCGGCACCGGAGCCGCAGCGAGUCGUCGUCGUUGGCCGGCGGCAGCCCCGCCGGCUCCAGCAGCCGAGGCCACGAGCGGAAGGAGCAGAAGAGGAAGAAGCGGGAAGUGCAGCAGAUCCAGCAGAUCCAGCACCUGGAGUCCUUCUAUGAGAAACUUCCUCCAGGGUUUAUUAAGGAAGAUGAGACUAAACCGGAGGACUGCAUUCCUGACGUACCUGGCAAUGAAAAUGCCCGAGAAUUCCUUGCCCACGCCCCAACAAAAGGGCUUUGGAUGCCAUUGGGGAAGGAGGUCAAAGUUAUGCAAUGCUGGAGAUGUAAACGUUAUGGACACAGAACGGGAGACAAAGAAUGCCCAUUCUUUAUUAAAGGCAACCAGAAGCUAGAACAAUUCAGAGUAGCACACGAAGACCCCAUGUAUGAUAUUAUAAGGGAAAAUAAACGCCAUGAGAAGGAAAUGCGGAUACAACAGUUGAAGCAGCUGCUAGAGGAUUCCACUUCGGAUGAAGAAGGCAGUAGUAGCAGCAGCAGCAGCAGCUCCAGCUCUUCAGGAUAUAAAGGAAAACACAAGAGAAAGAGGAAGAGGAAAGAAAAGAAGAAGAAGAAGAGAAAGCACAAGUCUUCUAAACCAAGCAAGAGGUCCAAAGUGCAUUGAGGAGACUUAUGGCAAGCUUGCAAUACCUUGCGAAGCAUUCGGAGAACAAUUCUCUGCAAAGGGCGUGUUUUAGGUGCUCCUUGGUGUCAUUUUGUGAGUCGUCCUAUCAGGUCUCCCCCACUGUCCCUCCACAUUGCAUUUUUCUCCUUGUUCGGGUUUGACAGAGUUUGGUACUUUGAGCACAGAGGGUUGCGCCUGAGAUACAGAGCCUCUGGUGUCUUAAGUGUUUUUCUCUCCAUCCUUUGCAACUUUCCUUUUUGGCAGUUCUUGGGCCCUGCUGCCCCCCCCCCCAAUUUCUUUUUAGCCUCCUGAGAGGUCAAAAAUUAAAUUAGAAUUUUCAGGCAGGGGGAAGCUGCCAGUGGAGAAGCUAGGCACAUAGCUCCCAAGGCGUAGAGAAGCGCCCCGUGGUAUUUCUUGGAGAAUAUGGAGAAAGGGAUUCCUUUAGUGGCAUGAAAACAAGGCCUCUGUGGUCCUGCACAGCCAAUACCUGGGCUUUGUUGAAGGAAGACUAACAAGGAAUGCCUCUGGGAAAAAUCGAGAGAACUACAAAGGAACUUGGUGUGACCUUCACUCCAAUUGCCUGUACAGUAGUCGACUUUUUAUUAUUGUACAGAACAGUGUGAUUAAACACAGAUCACAGUA